Messenger RNA from Hydractinia symbiolongicarpus, 534 nucleotides. RefSeq lists its product as uncharacterized. The record is from RefSeq and is a predicted model, not a curated record. NCBI's taxonomy places the organism in Eukaryota, Metazoa, Cnidaria, Hydrozoa, Anthoathecata, Hydractiniidae. Gene Ontology annotation, molecular function: nucleic acid binding. The coding region runs from base 1 to 534 and encodes 177 amino acids. The transcript has 2 exons. Gene Ontology annotation, biological process: DNA integration.
AUGUCAAAAGCAUCACAUGUCAUUACCGAGAAGGAGGCGGAAAAAGCAACUACUCUGGCUCAGGCAUAUCAGGGGCCAAAACGUAUUAACUACCCCCAUUUUACCAUUACAACACCCAACGAAAUGCACCAGUUUGAUAUACUCUCCAUGCUCAAUGAAAAGCUAUAUAGCAAUACGUACAAGUAUAUUCUGACGGGUAUUGACGUUGCCUCGAGGUACAAAGUAGCAAUACCCCUACGAACAAAGAAAGCUAGCGAAGUCGCAGACAUGAUCAAGGACAUCUAUAAAGCAGGGUUUUUGCACUACCCAAAGACCUUCCAAUAUGUCAAUAGUUCUGAAUUUAAGUCGGAUGUAACAAAGCUAUUGGAGGGUAAAGGGGUGGACAAUAAGAGCGCCACCACCAAGUACCACCACACGUUUACAGCCUUUGUAGAGUCCUACAACAAAGUACUUGCUGAAAGACUCUUCAAGCGUCAAGAUGCGCAAGCUUCCAACGAGACUAGUGGCAUAUGGGUUCCCUCUCAAGAUAUGUAA